This is a messenger RNA of Bursaphelenchus xylophilus (pine wood nematode), 2312 nucleotides long. The record is from the annotation of a GenBank genome assembly. Lineage: Eukaryota; Metazoa; Nematoda; Chromadorea; Rhabditida; Aphelenchoididae.
AUGGGUUUGGACACGAACUUAAUAAAUCAACUCAGAUUUGAGCCGUUGAGUGAUGAGCAGAUAAAUGCCAUCUUGAUCAAUGAGUUUGGUCCAUUUUUGACCAGUACUGGCUAUCCACACCUUGAUGCACAAGCUAAGACGGUAAUUAUUUAUUGACUUUUUUAUAUUGUUUCUUUAGAUUGGUCAGAGGUCGAGGAAUAAUAAUGAUACUAUACAAAAAUUGAAAUUCCCCUUAUUACCUAAAAUAAAAUAAUGUUUUAGGCAUAUUCCGACUUCGCAACGGAUAGAUUCCGCCGUGCAAAUCAAGAACUCAAAUUGACCAUUCUUAGAUCGUUUCGAGUGCUUUUGAGGGAACUUGAUAAUAUAUCAAAUUUGGUCACAACGACAGUCCCGUAUUUUAUAAUCCAGGCGUCUGGUCUGAAUGAAGAAGGAAAAGUUGUCGAUGACUUCGAAGGUACGUACUUUCCUAUUGUUUUUCUAUCCUUAGACUACUUUUAAAGAUUCAAUUAAACCUUGUUUACGUAAUGUUUGAUGGAGAAAAGCAAUAUAACACUCCAGAUUUUUAAUUAAACGUGCGUUGAAGACAAAUAAUCCCGGUUAAAAGUAUAAUUAAAAUUUAGACGUCACGAACUUGAUGGUUAGGGAUAUUUUUAGAAAAAAACAACACUCACUAAAUUUUUAAGUGUUGGUAUAAUAGUAUUAAAAAUUGAUUUUAUACAUUAAUUACUAGUAAAUUUUGGGUAGUAGUAGUGUAAAAUAGUAAGAGUAGUAAUUUUAAAGUGAUUAUUAGAGGCAUUUACUAAAAGUUAUACUUUGCAGUUGUAAUGGAGGGAUGUAGAUGCCUCGUAAAUGGUCUAAAACAAUCAGAAGAUAUCCGGAGAGUGUUCAUAUCUGAUGAUUGUCUCUUUGUCAGUCACUUGGCGGAACGAAUAAUCACAACGUCAUUACAAAUAUUCAAUCCGAAAGUGGAACAGCCAAUCUUUGUUAAUCACAAUCUCCAGAAAAUCAUCGAAUUGCUCUAUUUGGACUUACGAAUUGCGUUUGCAAUUACAGCAUUGUGUCAGGAAGCGAGGGUAAGAUUUAAUUGGUAGCUGGUGGUGUUUUAUUCAGCAACUAAUUGUGAAUCCAUACUUUAUUUUAGAGCCGGAUCACCCAACAAAUCAAUUUCUUUAUUGGUGUGAUCCACAAAUUCGCAGCCCAAGUCUCCAUUCCGAAUUCUGACAAUCCAAUGAAGUUGGAAUGCAUCAACGAGACCCUCAAGAUCCUCUUCAACGCCUUCUACAGCCAAACUCCGGUCGAAUCUUCGACGGCCCGCCUUUGUGCCCAGGAAUGCGCCCAACUUGUCAAAUCCCCGUUUAUUCCGGAUAAUGUGAAACAUGACGCUGUAAACGUACUUUCCCACAUUAUUUCGCAGAUCCAUGUCCUCUGUCCUCCAGUCGAUGAAGAUCAAGUGACCAAUGAUAUGGUUGUUUACGAAGGAUAUGAUGUCACCUUCGUCAAAUGCCUACUCGAUUUAUUGGAAAAAAAAUUGGAUGAGGUAGGAAAAAUAAUUCAGUUUUUAGUUUUAUUGUUUUUAGUUGUCACAAGCUGACCUUGAACUGUUGAUCAUCUACUUUGGGAUCUUGACUUUGCUCAGUAAGGAUAACAAGGCGGUCCGAAGAUAUUGCCGACAAAGAAUCCUCCCUCCUCUUCGCGCCAAUGAUGUUGAGAGACCACCAGAAGAAGGGAACGCGUUCAGGAAUAAGAUGAUCAGAGUUAUGACAAAGAGUGUGGGCAAUGUCAAGAGAUUGGUUGCAGACUUCUUGUUCAUAUUAUGCAAGAGAUCUGUGAAUCGGAUGAUAAAAUAUUGUGGAUUCGGUCAUUCGGCAGGCCUUUUGGCUGAUUACGGGUUCUUGGGAAGAGUCAGUGAAGGACGGAGGGCUUCCGAUUCAGAAGAUUCGGAGACUGAAGAUUAUAAACAAGUGGAAGGAAGGUAGGGAAUUAAUUUUUGACCUGCGAUUUCAUAGCAAUUUUUUGAAGUAUGGUUAUUUUUGGCAUAAUUAGCACUCUCUAUCUAAAUCAAUAUAAUUUUCAGCGUCAACCCGGUGACCGGAUAUGUUCAACAGGAACGCCGCAAUCCCUUCGACUAUAUGACGGAAGAGCAGAAAGAAUAUGAAGCCAUGAAACUGGCCAAUACCAUGGAUAAGCUCCUCGAUUCUGGGGUUUUCCUUCCCGGAAGAAUCGGCCCCGAUGGAAAGCCUCAGGCUGUGUCGCAUGUCAACGAACUCGUCAAGGAUGUUCACAUUGAAUCAGAUCAUUCGGACACUGACUAA